GUCGAUUUUUUUUUAAAAAAAGUAUAUUGUUUAUUUAACCACGUGACUCUGACAGAAGAAAAUGUGACCCGGUAGAGUAAUGGCGAACACUCCUGUAUCCAGUGUACCGCCGGUAAAACAAAAGAAAUUGAAAAGAUCGUUCAGCGCGGCGGACAUAGAUUCCGAAGAAGAAGAGGAUGCCGUCCAGUCAAAAUGUAUGAAAUACUCAUAUGAAUUACAGGAUACACUAGCAUCAGAUACUGUUCAGCCCUCUCCAUUAAAAAAAGUUGCAUCAGAUAAUACCGUUGCAACCUCUCCACUAGCAGAUUCUGGAUAUGAAAUUUCUGUAGGAAAUACUCCUGGCUCCAACAAACCGUGGAAAUACGUGCAGCCAGGAUCCAGUGGUUACGUCUCGGGGUAUAUUUCAGAUUCCGACUGUGGAACACCUGCGGUAGGUCAGAGAACACCGGGUCCAUUUUCUCCUGACUUUGUUCCGAGAGAAAAGAAGACUAUCGUUCCCUUCAGUCCGUAUCACCUGAAGUCAUUCAUUCAGAGGAACUUUGUACUGAUAAAGGAAGAAGUAGACCCAUCAGGUAUUGCGGAUAUUCUCAACACAGAAGGCAUCAUAACGAACAAUGACGUUGAAAUGAUCAGAGAGGAGAAGUUUAGAGUGGGGAAAUGUGAUAUAUUAUUGAAGUCUAUUGUAAGAUCUACACUGAAGAAUGAUCUCCACACACCAAGAAAAGUCAUCAGUGCUUUUGAAAAAGAGGGUUAUGGUCAUUUGUUCAAGGAAUUUAAAACAGAAAAAGCAAAACCAAAAGAGCAGUGUGGACAAAACGAAUUGACAAAAAAAGAGAUUAAAGGACGAUUUUAUCGUAAUAGUUCUUCCCUCGAAGAUGAAGUCGACCCGUUGUUAAUCAUCGAUGAUCUUGUAGCUGAGGAAGUUCUAUCUUUAGACGAACACCAGGACAUCAAAAACACAGACUUUAAGCCAAAGAAGGUGCAAUUUUUGAUCCAGUACAUAUUACGAAAGUCCGUGAAAGAUUUUUUGGCGUUUUGUAGCGUACUUGAGCGACAUUAUCCGUCUUUAGCGGAUCUACUGAAACGUGGUGAAUCAGGACCAACUCUUAUAGAUCAUAGAAGGACCUCCUCGAUUGACAUUACUUUAGUUAAGAAACCAGUCGAAACAUACGGAAACAGCAGUAAUCUUGCUGAUAAAGAAUCUGUCGAAAAUACAGAAGUGAAGUUCUUUUUUGUUGGAGAGGGAAAAGAAGAAGAACGAAUGAUUGUUGAUGAUAAUUUCCCCGAUGUCAACAUUGACCUACAAGAAGAGGCAAUGGAAAUUGGAUUUAACAUUCCAGACGUUCAGUUCUCAAGUAUUCGUAUAAAUCUCACAAGUAUGUCAAGACAGUCCCAGAUGGAGUUUUUAAAGAUGUGUAGGGAAUCACCCAUGUUUCUGGAGAAAUGGCUACAACACCUGAUUACCGACAAACAAAUACAACGUUUGAAGGAGAAGAAUAUUGACAAGAUGUCAUUUCAAAUAAAACUGUGCCUUUCAGAAUUGGAACAAAGAAUGUGUUCUUGCAAAUUGACCAAAGAAGUCAUAGUCCAGCAUUAUUCGUCCCUGGAAAAGAAUUUACAAUCUGUUGAUCAGAUUAUAAAGACAUUUGGAAGUUUUGAGGGAUUUGAUGAAAAGACCAGAAGCAUGUUUAGAAGUUUGCUCGUGAAAGACACAUCGGGGAAUAGGACAGAACAAUUCCUUCGAAAAUUGUUAGACUUACCAGAUACAAGAAUAUAUCUAUGCCUUUUGGAGAAAGAAAUGUGGCAAAACAAUACUCAACGUUUGAAACGAGUAAUAAAGGUCCAGCAAACAAACGAAGAAACUAAACUUUCUGUGACAGACCUUCGGCGUAAUAUGAAUUUCCUAGUUGACGAACUUGAGCCGAGGCACUUUAGAGAAAUGUUGACAGGGCUGGAGGGAAGCGAGCGUAUUGUAGAAAAAAUCAUGUCAACAGAACCGAGAAAGGAAAGAUGCAGAGAACUUCUGAACUUUAUCAUUCAGAAAAAGAAUACUGACAGAUUUGUACAGGAGUUGGAAAGGCGUAACAAAAGUCACGUUCUUGAAUUUCUGCGUGCGUCAAGACAAGAUGUCGAACAAAUAGAUCUGAAGGAAGCUUUGGUCGCUAAUUACAAGCGUAUCGUAGAUGAAAUAGAGCCGCGCGUAUUUCGUCAAAUGUUUGUCGAAAGACGGGAAAUAAAAGCUAAGGAUUUUGAUGUGAUCUACAAGAUGGCUACAAGACGACAGAGAGCCAUAUGGCUAAUGAGAAACAUUUUAAAGAGGAAUGGAUCAACCUGGAAGUGUUUUAUGGACACACUUGAAGUUUCAGGCUACAGACAUCUUGUAAAGAUGAUAAACAAUGACAUCGACUCAUACAAGGAGUGUCCUAGGCUCUACCAGUCAUUGCUUGGUGCACACAAUACUGUUAACAUAGAGGGCGAGUUCCAGCUGCAAUUUAAGCAAGGCGAUGUAUCGGAAUCUGCUUUACAAGUCUUCUUACACAGAACAAUAUACGUUAGCGAUAGCCAAGAGAAAGAAAUCGCUUCUCCGAUAGACGAAAAAGUUUGCUUGGAAACUCCAGAUAUUUCAUCUAAAGAGACCAUUACGAAACGCAACAGGACUCGUGAUUGGAUUCAAAUGCAGCAAAGUGAUCGUAAAAGAGAACGCAAUGAUUAUGACGAAACAGAACAACCAACUGAAAGUAAACAAUUCCGACCUGAAGUAGCAUUAGCUGUUGGCGCCAUUCAAGACUUUUCUCCAGCCUCAUCACCAACUUUUGGAAUGAUUCGUCAAGGCGAUUUGGCCGACAACUGCAGCUCAGCACCUCUCACGCGUUCAUUAUCAAGAGACAGUGACGAACGACCACUGUAUGAAGAUAUUUCACCCCCAUCAUCACCAGGUCGACAAAGUAUCGAUAAACCUCACAUGAUUAUCGAAGCACCCUGCUCUCCGUUAAACAUGUGUCAAUCAAAGCGUCGAAACUCGUUGUCGGACGGAUCUUCACAUACCUCGUCUCUUCCAGCAUCACCCAGCUGUUCUAGAGAUGUAUGUGUAAGCGCUUCACGCACAGAGCAGGACUCUUUAAACUCUACAUCCAGACCAUAUCGCACUUGGUCUCUAAUGCGUGCCAGUUUGAACUGCCAAGUUGAAACGUUUAUUACUUCUCUUCUGAAAGGGAAUUUCAAAUCUGCUAAAUUUUAAAUUCCUUGAAUUAUUUAUUUUACAAAUAUUUAGUCUUACCAAAUGUAUUUUAUUGACCUUUGCAAUACUGUACAUGAUUAACUUGUUUUUCGUUGUGUUAUUAUUUUUAUUGAUUAAGUGAUUGAUUACGUGUUUAUACUAAUACUUGGUUUGUUAAGUUUAUAGGACGUAAGUGAUAAUUUCGAAUGAAGUGCAAAUUUAUACCAUUUUUGUUCUUGUCAGUUAAUAUAAAUUCGCCAUGUCUUCCCGAUAGCUUUAUUUAUCUAUCCUUUUUGAAUCAUUAGUUGUAAAUACUUAUCACUAAAUUUAUCUGUAUUCAACGCUUUUUCCUCGCUGCUUAUUUCAUAAAAGUAGAUAAAAUAUAAAUGUUACAAAAAAUUAUGCGAUCUCAUUUGAUUCAAUUUGGUGCUGUAAACGAUUCGUAAAUUAGAUUUCUAAGAAAAUGCUCAAAUCGUCGCUUGUCUCUUAUAGUGAUCUAAGUCCAACACGUCAACAUAUUCAAAAUACUUUAUUUCGUUUAUUCUUUGACAAAGCACAAAAUGUGUGGUGACAUAUGUUCCAUUUCAGAAGAAAUAUAGACGUUUAUGAUUUAUACCUCUUUAGAUAAUUAAGUAUUUGUGUAUGAGCAUAUUUCAAUUUUGUCAAAAUUUAACGAUUUUCUUUUUGUAUAUGGGAAGAAUUGACAUAGUCUCAGUUUAGGGACAUAGAUCAAUUAUUCAUGUAACAGUAACAGAAAACAUAUGACCAUAUAGUACAUAAUAAUUGGUUUUACACAAGUAAAGUGUUAUAGUAAGCCGUCUCCAUGGUAUGGUGCACGACCUUAUAAACAAGCAUGCAGAUAGUGUAAGGCGAUAACUUAGUAACAGGAAGCACAAUAUUAGUUCAAAUGGUCCAGAAAACAGCUGUCUUCGAGACAAACGGUAUAAAUAUCUCAAAAUGCAAUUGGAUAUAAAGAUCACAAUAAGAGUCUAGCGACGAAAUACCAGACUAGUUAUUUUUUUUGCUAGUUAAAUAGGCAGUUUUUCAAAAUUUAUAUUUUUAUACACUUUAUAUUUAUUAUAUAUGUAAUCGAAUUUCAAUGUAUUAUCUAUAGUUUGUGGUUUCUCGAUUUGUUAAGUAGUAUUUAUACAAUUGAUAAUAAACAAACAAAUCUC
Molecule: messenger RNA, 4392 nt
Organism: Mercenaria mercenaria
Lineage: Eukaryota; Metazoa; Mollusca; Bivalvia; Venerida; Veneridae
Exons: 16
Coding region: 80-3238 (1052 amino acids)
Biological process (GO): regulation of apoptotic process
Molecular function (GO): death domain binding; protease binding
Source: RefSeq, a predicted model, not a curated record